AUGAGACUGUCUGCCUCACUCCUCCUUCUAUCUGCAUCGGCAGUGACAGCGUUUCCAAGCAGAUACUCCAACUCCGGCUCCCACUGCGCCAGCAUUUCCGGAGACAAGACCAUCAACAGCUUCCAGCUGUACCCCGAAAAUGCUGCUUUUGACGAGAGUCGCUGCUCCGUUUAUUUCAGCUCCGUCUACAACGCCACGGUAGCAGUCUGGGAUCCCUAUGUCAACGCUGUCAUCGAUUCGAUCAAAUUCAAGGGCCUCAGCGGAGAUCCUAUCCUUCAUGCCAGCGGCGUCAAGGUAGAUCCCCUCGGAAGACUUUCCGUCGUCAUUGACGCCGGAGCCGCUUUCGAUACCGCAGGCCAGGACAUUUCUGGCGACAACUUCCUCGUCAAGUAUGAUCUCAAGACACGUCGCGAGCUCUGGCGCCGAAACUUGACGGCUAUCACCAAUGGAGUGUACUCGGGCUACCAGGACAUUGAGCAUGACGAGCACGGCAACACCUUCGUCAUCGGAACCUUUCCGAGCAGCAUCAUCCGGGUCAGCGCCGACAACAAACAGGCCAGUGCAUGGUAUCUCGCAACCCCACCGGAUCAUACCAAGCACGGCUUCACAGGCGCCGUUUCAGCUGGGGACUCUCUGGUUGUCACUGACAAUAUUGAUGGCCAGUUGUACAAGUUCAACAAGCGCGACAAGCAAGGAAAGUCUUCCAAGAUUUCGCUCAACUCCGGCAACAGCCCCAUUGGUCAAGGCCUUGACGGAGCUAUUCUCCCUCCUUUGUACCACGGCACUGUCCUCCUGGUCUCGGACAAUACCAACGGCACCAUCGUCCUACACUCUGCCGAUGGAAAGUGGAACAAGGCUCGGAACUUGGGCACUAUUGCGAACAAGCAUCUCGCUGCUGGAGGCUCUACUGUUGCAAGCUUGCAGAUUGGAUCGAGCAUUUAUUCGGUGACCGAGUAUUUUGGUGAUGCCAAGGUCAAGGGCACGCUGGCUGGGAAUCGCACUCAGUUUCCUCUGCAUGACAUUACCAAGCAGAUUGCUCAUUUGCUAGAAUAA
Molecule: messenger RNA, 1053 nt
Organism: Fusarium vanettenii 77-13-4
Lineage: Eukaryota; Fungi; Ascomycota; Sordariomycetes; Hypocreales; Nectriaceae
Exons: 2
Coding region: 1-1053 (350 amino acids)
Molecular function (GO): protein binding
Source: RefSeq, a predicted model, not a curated record